Molecule: messenger RNA, 669 nt
Organism: Chenopodium quinoa (quinoa)
Lineage: Eukaryota; Viridiplantae; Streptophyta; Magnoliopsida; Caryophyllales; Amaranthaceae
Exons: 3
Coding region: 1-669 (222 amino acids)
Source: RefSeq, a predicted model, not a curated record
AUGCCUGCCCCUCCAUUUGAAGCAAAGAAAGGUUUGAGACAAGGUGAUCCUAUGUCCCCUUUUCUUUUUGCUAUUGUUAUGGAAUACCUAUCCAGAUGUCUCUACGAGCUUAGCUUGAACCCUGAUUUGAAUUUUCACCCUAGAUGUGAAAAACUUUGCCUAACUCAUAUGAUGUUUGCUGAUGAUUUGCUUAUGUUUUCUAGAGCUGACAGUGAGUCUGUUAAGCUUCUUUUUCAUGCCUUUUAUAAGUUUUCUAAAGCUUCAGGUCUCUCUGCUAAUCUUGAUAAAAAUGAAGUCUAUUUUGGUGGUGUUUUUGUUGAUAUUCAGACUGAGCUUAGAGAUCUUCUUGGGUCUCUCAGGGCUCUAUUCCCUUCAAGUAUCUUGGUGUGCCCCUUUCCUCUAAGAAGCUUACUAUUUCUCAGUGCUCAAAUUUUCAUUUUGCCUAAGAAGAUCAUGAAGGAGAUUGAAGCUAGGUUCAGAUGUUUCCUCUGCACUGGCUCUUCUGCUCCUGCUAGGAAGUCCUUAAGUGUGAGGAACAGUGUCUGUCUUCCUAAAGUUUAUGGUGGAUGGAAUCUAAUUUCUCUCCCUAAGUGGAACAAAGCUGCUAUCACAAAGCUUCUUUGGGAUAUUGCUCAUAAAGCUGAUAAUUUAUGGAGAUGUGGUGAAUGA